AUGGUGACAGAGGAACAAAUAUCGGAAGCGGUGUCGUCUCUGCUGAGCGAAUCGAUUCCAAGCCGGCGAAGCUUCACGACGCUGGACCAGGUGGUGGAGGAGCUUCAGGCCAAGCUCGGCCACGACCUCUCUCACAAGCUCGAUUUCAUCACGUCGCAGAUCAGCCUCCUCGUUGGAUCCCAACCACAACCACCACAACCUCCGCCACAAAACGCGCAGAGGCAGUUACAGCAGCCGAAAGACCGAUUUGCCCCUCCGCCAAACCCUAAUUUUCACUCUGUCCCUGUCAGUUCCGGCUUCCAGGCUCCCAAAUUCCCUUCUUCUAACGCUGUCGUAGCCACUGCUACUGAUACUUCGCGCGUCGAAGCUCCUCCUGUUCCUGCAACUACUACUGCUCCUGCUCCUGCUCCUGCUGCGGCUGCUGUUAAGGAGGUUCCGAAGGAAAGUACUCAAACUAAGGUGAAGAGAAGAGGUGGCCCGGGAGGUCUCACCAAACUUUGUGGUGUAUCGCCUGAACUUCAGGUCAUUGUUGGCCAGCCAGCACUGUCGAGGACUGAGAUUGUCAAGCAACUGUGGGCUUACAUAAGGAAAAACAAUCUUCAAGAUCCUAGCAACAAAAGGAAAAUAAUUUGCAACGAUGAGCUGCGUGUGGUUUUUGAGACUGAUUGUACUGAUAUGUUCAAGAUGAACAAAUUGCUAGCUAAACACAUUAUCCCCCUUGAACCAACCAAAAAACCUGUUCCAAAGAAGCAGAAGGUAGAUCUGGACUCAGGAAAAAGAAGUGCUGAACCUACACCCUCUGUAAUAAUAUCUGAUGCACUUGCUAAUUUUUUUGGCAUUACUGGAAGGGAGAUGCUACAGUCUGAGGUUCUGAGACGUAUCUGGGAAUACAUAAAAGUCAACCAGCUAGAGGAUCCUAUGAAUCCGAUGGCAAUACUUUGUGAUGUGAAGCUUCAGGAGAUCUUUGGCUGUGAAAGCAUUUCAGCAUUGGGGAUACCUGAAGUUCUGGGCCGUCAUCAUAUUUUUAGGAGUUCAUGA
Messenger RNA from Sphenostylis stenocarpa, 1038 nucleotides. Lineage: Eukaryota; Viridiplantae; Streptophyta; Magnoliopsida; Fabales; Fabaceae. The record is from the annotation of a GenBank genome assembly.